GCACCCGUGUGAGUGAAGUGGGCGGGGCUUGUUCGCGCAGCACAGAGCGGUUGACUCUCAGACGCUCACAGAAGUGUAGGUGAGCACGAGGACAGCGCUGAGUGUUUGGCUACAGCUGCAUUGUUUGUACAUUAUGACCCGUAGAAAGAUGACAGGUUCCUCCUGAUGAGUGGAGCUGCAACAUUAGACUGUUGUGUCCAAAGUUGUGGUGGGGACACCGAUGGUCUGUGCAGCCCACACCUACUCCCACUUCUCUCCUGCUCUUUCUCCUUAUCCCUCUCCUCCCCUUUCCCUGACUCCCCUCCCCUUCUUUCAUGUAUUCCCAGUCCCAGGCUUAUUGCUCAGAACAAGUGAAGGGAGAAACUCCGGAGCUGGCAGAGGAUGAAGGGGGACGGCCUGCCAACACCAGACAGAGGAUAGGAGACACUAAAAUGGCCAGCAAAGGGGUGAGGGAGUGAGAAGAAGACUAGAGCAGGGGAGGACGAUACAACUGUGGGGGGAAAAAAAACUACUACGCUCAAGAUGCCACGCCUAAAGAACAGACACCAGUUUCACUUGAGUGUCAGUAACUAGUUGGGCAUCACUCACUGACCUGGAACUGUGGAUUUUUAAAAAUAAACUAUCAACUCAAGUUCACGUCAAAAGUUGCUAGGACGCAUAAUCCGGUUUUUUUGGGGCUCCUUGUUGCGACCGGCUAUGCCUGCGUGAGAAGAGUGAACUAUGCCAGCGAAGGGGAAGUACCUGCUGAAUGAACAGGAGCUGAAAAAUGAGGCAUUGUAUCGCAAGUUCUCCUGCAUCAGCCAGUAUCAGCCGCUGGUGCUCCUGCUGGGUCUGUCCAUGCUCGCCUGUGGCAUCCUGCUCAUCCUCUUCUUUGCCCUCGGACUGAGCGCGCAGGAACACUGUGCCUUUGUGAGCGUGGUGAGUGGCGGCCUGUUUGUGUUCCUGGCUGUGUUUGUGCUGGUGUGCACAGAGAUACUUUCUCAGCGAUGGAGACGUCCACUGGGUCUGAUUGUCUGGGCCACACACAUCACCAUGGGCUCCACAUUCAUCUUCUGCAGCCCCAUCAUCCUGCCUUGGGACCAGGUGCCUUACUUCCUCUUCAUCAUCUUCACUGUGUACACCAUGCUGCCAUUCCAGCUGUGGUAUGCUGUGGUGCUGAGCGUUCUCUCCUCCCUCUCCCACAUUAUUGCCCUGACAGUGUAUCUCACCAUUAACAACAGUCUGCCCAUCCCCUACCUUGCUAACCAGCUUCUGUCCAACGUGGUGGUGUUUCUGUGUGGCUGUGUGGUGGGAGCCUUCCACAAGGUUCUCAUGGAGAAAACGCUGAGGCAGACGUUCCAGGACACCCUGAGGUGCCUGCGCAUGAGGAUGAAACUGGAGAUAGAAAAAAGACAACAGGAGAACCUGUUGCAGUCUGUGCUGCCGGUCUACAUCUCCAUGAAGAUGAAGCUGGCCAUCAUGGAACGUCUGCAAGACUGUAAAGAUAAAGCAGAGCAACAACGUCUGGUCAAAGAUAACAACUUCCACAGCCUGUAUGUCAAGAGGCAUGAGAACGUCAGUAUUCUCUACGCUGACAUCGUUGGCUUCACCCGAUUGGCCAGCGACUGUUCUCCCAAAGAGCUUGUCAUCAUGCUCAAUGAGCUAUUUGGAAAAUUUGACCAAAUUGCUAAGGAGAAUGAAUGCAUGAGAAUCAAGAUCCUCGGAGACUGUUAUUACUGUGUGUCAGGGCUGCCCGUCUCUCUGCCCAAUCACGCCAAGAACUGUGUCAAAAUGGGCCUGGACAUGUGUGAAGCCAUCAAGCAGGUGCGUGAGGCCACGCGAGUGUAUAUCAACAUGAGGGUCGGGGUGCAUUCAGGAAAUGUGCUGUGCGGUGUCAUCGGGCUUCGCAAAUGGCAGUUUGACGUGUGGUCACAUGAUGUGACUCUGGCCAAUCACAUGGAGUCUGGAGGCCUCCCAGGACGUGUCCACAUCACAGAAGCCACUCUGAAGCACUUGAACAAGGCUUAUGAGGUGGAAGAGGGCAACGGUCACACCAGGGACCCUUACCUGAAAGAGCUCAAUGUCAACACGUAUCUGGUCAUUGAUCCUCGGUCUAAGGAUCCGUCCCUGAACACCCGCAGUGCACCUAAGCCUCGGGUCAAUGAUGGUCUGAAGAUGAGGGCGUCUGUGCGUAUGACCCGUUACCUUGAAUCCUGGGGCGCCGUCAAACCCUUUGCCCACCUCCAGAGCCCAGAGGGUUUUACCACAGAUACCAUUGGCAAUGGCAAGCCGCACUGUAAGGACAUUCCCCUACGAUCAGCCCCCGGCUUCAAACACACUGACAGCCUUGACGAUUCUCUAGAGGAACCGUCCUCACGGCCUGUACCUCCAUUCAGCAGCAGCUAUAAGAACAAAUCCCAGAAGAGUAAGUUCGACGAAGACCUGCACAACGAGAUGACCACGACCAUUGAUGAGCUCGGCAGCAAGCAGUGGUCGAAAUCAGAGGAAAGUGUCCGCUUUGCUCUGUGGUUUCCAAAGAAAGAUCUAGAAAAACAGUACCGAGCCCUGGAUCUGCCCAUGUUCAGACACUAUGUGGGCUGUGCCACCUGCAUCUUUCUCUGCAUCUUUGUGGUGCAGAUGUUUGUCACAAAGGACCGAAAUAUGCUGGGAAUAUCAUUCGGAGUGUUGGUCUGUGUGCUGUUGCUGACUCUGGCCAUCUGUUUUGCAGGUCAAUUACAGCGCCUCUUCCCAGCGAAGCUGUCCAGUUGCCAGUGGCUACCAGCUGUGUCAGAGGCUGUGGUGAAGCGGCCGUGUGUGCGCCUCCCUCUGGCCACCAUAACUACAGUGGUCAUUAUUAUCUUGGCAGUGUUCAACCUGUGCUUCAUCCAGACUCCUGUGAAGGACUUUUCUGACCUAUGUCACUCAAAUAACUCGUCUCAUGAGGGACUGGAUGGUGGUCUCUUUUAUUUACCAUACUCUGUGUACUGCUGCAUUCUGUCACUAAUUGCAUGUGGAGUGUUCCUGCGCGUGAGCUUCGAGCUCAAGGUUCUCUUCCUCACCCUGGCCUCCACCACCUACUACAUCCUCAUCCUCAGCACCAAGAGCCAGCUCUUCAUGAUCUAUGGAAACGUCCUCUACUCUCAGGCCAACAUGAGCUGGAACUGCAGCAGCACGGAUGACGAGUCCAUCCUGAGGUGGAUAGGUCUGGUGAAACACCCUCAGCUGAUGAGCUGUAUAUACAUCACACUCUUCCUGGUGACCAUGCUGAUCAUCUCACAGCAGAAUGAGUCCUGCUUCCGACAGGAUUUCUUAUUAAAGUAUAAGAACCACACGGAGCAGGAUGAGAUCGAGACCAGGGAGAACCUGAACCGGCUGCUGCUGGAGAACGUGCUGCCCGCACACGUGGCUAAUUUGUUUGUGGGUGAGCAUAAAAAGAAUGAGGACCUUUAUUACCAGUCGUACAACUGCGUGUGUGUGAUGUUUGCCUCGGUGCCAGACUUCAAGGAGUUUUACACAGAGUGUGAUAUCAACAAGGAAGGCCUGGAGUGUCUGAGGCUGCUCAAUGAGAUCAUCGCAGACUUUGACGAGCUGCUGUCAAAGCCAAAGUUCAGUGGUGUGGAGAAGAUCAAGACCAUCGGCAGCACCUACAUGGCUGCUGCUGGGCUGAGUGGAACACUGGUGCAGGAGAACAACCAGAUUCAGGACAUUGAGAAGCAGCCGGCUCAGAUUGGGAACAUGGUGGAGUUUGCCAUCGCUCUCAUUGGUAAACUGGACGGCAUCAACAGACACUCCUUCAACAGCUUCAGGCUGCGUGUGGGCAUCAAUCAUGGCCCAGUGAUAGCUGGAGUGAUCGGGGCCAGGAAACCUCAGUACGACAUCUGGGGCAACACAGUGAACGUGGCCAGCAGAAUGGAGAGCACCGGAGAGCUUGGAAAGAUCCAGGUCACAGAGGAGACGUCAGCCGUGCUGACGAAGCUAGGAUACUCCUGUGAGUGUCGAGGAUUUAUCAAUGUCAAAGGGAAAGGUGAGCUCAAAACUUUCUUUGUUUGCACCGACAUGAGCAAGCAGCAGGGAAUGUGUCUGAGCUGAGGCCCCGCAGCCUCGGCCAAGAGUCAAAUAGUUUACACACUCCUGCAGCAGCAGCAGAGCCGGUGUUGACACAGGAGCAAACGCUGCUGCAGCUGCAGUGACUGUGACUGUGCCGAGUGGGAAGUACUAAGGAACCCGCUGCACCACAGUGUGCCGGCUGUAUCUCUGGACUCCGUCUGCUCUGGAACCUUGGGUUCGUCCGUUCCUUUUGCACUGCAUGUUUACAAGAUACAGAAAUGCACACUGUACUGAUGAUAGGGAGGACAUCUUUGGACCCUUAACAACUAAAACAAUGGACCCCGUUUUGACCAUAUUCUUGGAGCCAUGGGAUUUGCUGUUUGAGAAGGGAAGGGCUCUGCUGUUACUAUGGGGUGUGCAGGGGCUACAGUUUGUGGCUGAAACAAGCUGCACAUUUGGAUUCUGCAAGAACGUCAAGUUUCAUUCUGCUGCAUAUCCUCCAGCUUCUACAUCUUCAGCAUCUUUGAUUCUUAAACUACUCUUUUACAUGAAGUUCUCUGAGAUUCCAGCUCCGACACAAAACAGUUUGAAGAGGACAAAGUCAAAUCCACUUGCUGUGUGUACUCUGCUGAAAUAUGAAAUCCAUUUACUCUGUUGCUGCCUGCCUGCCUGUGUGUGAGCUUCACCUAUUCAAGGAGGGUCACCUGACCAACCCUGCAUCACACACUCACAUGUGCCUUGUCUUCUCAGACCAUCAUCUUCUCUGUAAUUGUGGUUACAUAUUAAUGAUAAUAAAUAUGAUAAUGUAUUGACCUUAAUGUGACAAAAAAAUGUAAAAUUGGAUUUUGUA
Cynoglossus semilaevis (tongue sole) is the source of this 4876-nucleotide messenger RNA. It is a transcript of the gene adcy7, whose product is annotated as adenylate cyclase 7. Bases 721 to 4068 code for a protein of 1115 amino acids. The transcript has 27 exons. Gene Ontology annotation, biological process: adenylate cyclase-inhibiting G protein-coupled receptor signaling pathway; intracellular signal transduction; cAMP biosynthetic process. The record is from RefSeq and is a predicted model, not a curated record. NCBI's taxonomy places the organism in Eukaryota, Metazoa, Chordata, Actinopteri, Pleuronectiformes, Cynoglossidae. Gene Ontology annotation, molecular function: adenylate cyclase activity. Gene Ontology annotation, cellular component: plasma membrane.